Molecule: messenger RNA, 1816 nt
Organism: Episyrphus balteatus (marmalade hoverfly)
Lineage: Eukaryota; Metazoa; Arthropoda; Insecta; Diptera; Syrphidae
Gene: DEF8
Product: differentially expressed in FDCP 8 homolog
Exons: 4
Coding region: 138-1532 (464 amino acids)
Source: RefSeq, a predicted model, not a curated record
AAAUGUCACUUGCACUUCAGUUGCAAAACAAAACAUCUGUAGACGAGCCAAAUUUAUUAUAUUUUGUAAAUAAAAUUUUCCAAACAAAAGAAAAUAAAACAAAUCGUGUUAAAAAGUCCUUAUUAUGUUAAAAAAUUAUGAAUUCGUUUCGUGAAAGCAUAGCUAGUAUCCCUAGUGCAGUUACUAACUUCCUAAGUGAAAGUACAUCAUCGUACAUGAAUCUAUCAACCACACCUUCAUCAUCACACUCUGAAGAAUCUUCAUCAGAUAAGCCCUUGACAAUACCAGCUUCUCUAAUUAAAGAACAAUGGCGAUUGGUCCUCAAUUCAGACGAUGCAACAAUUUCGAAUCUUGAAGAAGCCAUUAACACGUGCAAAGAACUUGUUCUAAAUACUGACGAAGUUAGCAUUGAACGCAAAUGGUUAGUUCGUCAUUUGGUUGAAUUGCGCUAUGAACUUGAACAAUUAAAAGAUUCCGAAGACAAUCCCAAUGAAAGUGGACCAUCGACUAAGACAGUCAUUGGUCAUCACUUUAAUGUUCGUCAUGUUGGUCGGAGUUUGCAAAAUGCACGUUCCUACUGUGACCAUUGCACUGGUAUCAUUUGGAGUGUUGUGCAGGCUUCGUACAUUUGCAAUGAUUGUAAAUACACUGUGCACAGCAAGUGUAUUAAUGAUAUUGUGCGAGUGUGUGCUCAUGUUGUGGUGUCGGAGCGCAAGAAUCCCAUCGCCGAUAUAUGUCCUGAAAUUGGGUUGGCAGCUCAAGGAUAUAAGUGCGCCGAAUGCCAGGCGGCCUUGACUUUUAAUAAAACAGAAACCAUGCAAUGCUGGGGGAAGCGUGCUUCAAAAAAACAUGAAAAUGCUUGGGUAGAACCUCGAAUUUGUGACUAUAGUGGGCUUUACUACUGUCCCUCUUGUCACUGGAGUGAUGUAUCAAUUAUUCCGGCUAGAAUUGUUCAUAAUUGGGAUUUUUUGCCACGUAAAGUAUGUCGAGCAUCACUACAGGAGAUAAAUCUCUUCCUUGACAAACCUUUAGUGAAACUAGAAGAAGCCAAUCCGAAGCUAUUUGUAUUUUUGCAAAAACUAAGUUCAAUCAAAAAACUACGUGAGAAUUUGUGUUAUAUGAGAAAAUAUCUUCUCGAGUGCAGAAUAGCUAUAGAUGCGAAAUUACUUGACAAUCAAAUAGGUUCAAGACGCCACCUUGUGCAAUCCUCCGAGUUCUAUUCAUUCAAAGACUUAGAACAAGUCGAAUCAAGUGCACUGUAUGAAUUUUUAAGCAAAAUUUACAGUACAUUUGAUAAACAUAUUCGAAUUUGUGCUCUUUGCACAGCUAAAGCAUAUAUUUGUGAGAUAUGCAGCAAUGACGAAGUAAUCUAUCCAUUUGACGAUGGAUGCAUUAUAUGUGAUAAGUGUAAAUCAAUUUACCAUCGUGUUUGUAUGACAAGAAAAAAUAUGAUUUGUCCAAAAUGUACUCGCUUAAAAGAACGUCAAUUAUUGCAAACACAAGAAAUAGAAGAUGCUGAAAAUGGAAAUUGAUUUAAUUUUAUAAAUAAAUCAAUCAAUCAAUUAAAAAAAAAAGCAACAUCACUUGGCUUUUAAAUAAGAAUGAUUCUUUUAUUUUUGUUAUUAUAAAUUUUAAGUUUGUUUUAUGUAUUAUAUUAUGUAAAUGUUUUAUGGUGUUUGAAAUGCUGUAAUUAAUAUUUUUUUUGUAAAAUCUCAGAUCGAUCACAGAGAUAUAUAUAAAUAUAUAUUUUUGUUAUAAAAUUAUUAACUUACUAAUAUUAUGUGUAAUUUUUUAAAUGUAAAAAGUGUCAUACGAU